AUGUUGGAGAGAUUGUUUGGGUGGAGCAAAGCCUCCAAGUGCAAGUUUCUCCUAGAAAUACUUAUAAAACGCCUGCAAGUAUUACAAAACAAAAGGAAAAUACAGAUUAAACAGCUUAGAAAUGAUAUCGUCGAGCUUCUCAAGAAUGGAAGGCACAAAAGUUGCUUGAAACGUGCUAAACUCCUAUACAAGGAACAAAAUCUCUUGGAUGGAUAUAAUCUGAUUGUAAACUUUUGUGUAUGCAUUAUGGAACAUAUUUCUUACGUGCGAAGAAACAACGAUCUUCCUCCCGUUUUGAAUGAAGCAGUAUCAAGCUUAAUAUUUGCUUCUGCCAGGUGUGCUGAUUUGCCUGAGUUGCAGGGCUUGCGAGAUCUUUUUGCGCAGAGAUAUGGAGUUGAAUUUGUCUCUGCUGCACUGGAUGGGAAUUCUGAUUCUUCUGUAGGCCAGCAAAUUAUUGGUAAAUUGUCUAAUAAAUUGGCAACGCUUGAUUUGAAGUUGAAAUUGAUGGAGGAAAUAGCAGUCGAAUUUAGCCUGCCAUGGGAUUCCUCAGUUACAUGUGCAGACUUGGGAAGCUGA
Molecule: messenger RNA, 576 nt
Organism: Cryptomeria japonica (Japanese cedar)
Lineage: Eukaryota; Viridiplantae; Streptophyta; Pinopsida; Cupressales; Cupressaceae
Product: vacuolar protein sorting-associated protein IST1-like
Exons: 1
Coding region: 1-576 (191 amino acids)
Biological process (GO): protein transport
Source: RefSeq, a predicted model, not a curated record